Messenger RNA from Zootoca vivipara (common lizard), 3264 nucleotides. RefSeq names its product RNA binding motif protein 5 (gene RBM5). Gene Ontology annotation, cellular component: nucleus. NCBI's taxonomy places the organism in Eukaryota, Metazoa, Chordata, Lepidosauria, Squamata, Lacertidae. The record is from RefSeq and is a predicted model, not a curated record. Gene Ontology annotation, biological process: mRNA splicing, via spliceosome. Gene Ontology annotation, molecular function: RNA binding.
AGGAGGAGGAGGAGGCGGGGAGCGCGAGGGAUUGUGGGUAGAAGACGGCGAGCUCCCCUUCAGCGCCAUUUUGUGGUGUUUGACAGAAGCUGCUGUGGCUGCUGCUGUAGCUGUUGCGGUGGCAGAGGCGGCCCUUGGCCCAUUUCUCCUCGCCGGCAAUCCAACUCACUAGAAGCAGUUUAAUCAGGAACUGAAGGCAAGCCAUGGGUUCAGACAAACGUGUGAGCAGAACUGAACGGAGUGGAAGAUACGGCUCUAUCAUAGAUAGAGAUGAUCGUGAUGAGCGGGACUCCAGAAGUCGUCGACGGGAUUCUGACUAUAAAAGAUCUAGCGAGGAGCGCAGAAGUGACAGAUACGAUGACUACCGGGAUUACGAUAGUCGGGAUUAUGAUGGCAAAGAUUAUGAUGGCAGAGAUUAUGAUGGUAGAGAUUAUGACAGUCCUGAGUGCUAUAGAGUUAGCUUGCUAAAACACAUGCUCACUUGGCAGAGAGAGCGUGAACGCGAGCGGCGUAAUAGCGACAAAUCAGAAGAUGGAUAUCAUUCUGAUGGGGACUAUGGAGAGCAUGACUAUCGAAAUGACAUUAAUGAUGAGAAAGAAAGCAAGACCAUCAUGUUGCGUGGGCUCCCUAUCACUGUUACAGACUAUGAUAUUCGCGAGAUCAUUGAGUCCUGUGAAGGCCCUCGGCCCGCGGAUGUAAGGCUGAUGAAGAGAAAGACAGGUGUAAGCCGUGGUUUCGCCUUCGUGGAGUUUUAUCACUUUCAAGAUGCUACCAGCUGGAUGGAAGCCAAUCAGAAAAAACUGUUGAUUCAAGGGAAACAAAUCGCAAUGCACUACAGUAAUCCCAGGCCUAAAUUUGAAGACUGGCUUUGCAACAAGUGCUGCCUUUACAACUUCAGAAGGCGUCUAAAAUGCUUCCGUUGUGGAGCAGAUAAAUUUGAUUCAGAACAGGAGGUACCACCUGGAGGACCAGAGGCUGUUCAGUCUGUAGACUACUACUGUGAUACUCUUAUUCUCAGAAACAUAGCCCCUCACACAGUAGUGGAAUCGAUCAUGACAGCGCUGUCACCAUAUGCUUCACUGGCAGUAAAUAACAUCCGACUUAUUAAAGACAAACAGACCCAACAAAAUAGAGGCUUUGCUUUUGUACAAUUGUCUUCAGCAAUGGAUGCUUCUCAGCUGUUGCAAAUUUUGCAGAGUCUUCAGCCACCUCUUAAAAUAGAUGGCAAAACGAUUGGUGUGGAUUUUGCCAAAAGUGCCAGGAAGGAUUUGCUUCUCCCAGAUGGUAAUCGUGUCAGUGCUUUCUCUGUUGCUAGUACAGCCAUUGCUGCAGCCCAGUGGUCAUCAACCCAGCCUCAAAGUGGAGAAGGUGGAGCAGUUGAAUUCAACUACCUCCAGCUGGGACAGGAUGGCUAUACCCAGUACACUCAAUGUUCACAGGAUUAUCAGCAGUUUUACCAGAAUCAAGCAGGAACAUUGGAAACAGAUACAGCUACAAUAUCAGGUACUCCAGUGACAAGUGCUACUACAGCAGCUGUUGUUUCCCAGAGUCCUCAGUUAUAUAAUCAACAGACCAGCUCUCCCGAUUCUCCGACACAAGUAGCACAGCCAGGCACUAGUGCACAGGUGCCAUCAGCAUCUCCAACUGGCGUGGUCCCUGGCACCAAGUAUGCUGUUCCAGAUACUUCUACAUACCAAUAUGAUGAAUCAUCAGGUUUCUAUUAUGAUCCUGUAACAGGGCUCUAUUAUGAUCCAAACUCCCAGUACUACUACAAUGCGAUAACGCAGCAGUAUCUUUAUUGGGAUGGUGAGAAAGAGACCUACAUGCCUGCAGCAGAGGGUACAUCUUACCAUCAAAGUAAUGCAUCUUCCACAAAAGAUGGGAAAGAGAAGAAAGAGAAGCCCAAGAGUAAAACAGCUCAGCAGAUUGCUAAAGACAUGGAACGUUGGGCUAAGAGCCUAAACAAACAGAAGGAGAACUUCAAGAAUAGCUUCCAGCCUCUGAAUGCAAGGGAGGAAGAAAGGCGAGAAUCUGCAGCAGCUGAUGCUGGCUUUGCUCUAUUUGAGAAAAAGGGUACCUUGUCUGAGAGACAGCAGAUAAUAACAGAAGUUAUAAAGAAUGGUGGUGAAGAUGACAACCCACUGAAACGUGGAUUGGUGGCUGCUUAUAGCGGAGACAGUGAUAAUGAAGAGGAUUUCUUGGAAAGGCUGGAAAAUGAGGAAGAAAAACUAACAGACUGGAAAAAAAUGGCCUGUUUGUUAUGUAGAAGGCAGUUUCCAAAUAAAGAAGCUCUAGUCAGGCACCAACAGCUCUCUGAUCUUCAUAAGCAAAACAUGGACAUCUACAGGAGAUCGAGACUAUCAGAGCAAGAGCUUGAAGCCUUGGAAAUGCGUGAGAGAGAGAUGAAAUACAGAGACAGAGCAGCUGAAAGACGUGAGAAAUACGGCAUACCAGAGCCACCUGAGCCAAAGCGGAAAAAAGUGUUUGAUGCAGGCACCGUGAAUUAUGAACAGCCCACAAAAGAUGGCAUUGACCAUAGUAAUAUUGGCAACAAAAUGCUUCAAGCUAUGGGCUGGAGGGAAGGUUCAGGAUUAGGAAGGAAAUGCCAAGGUAUCACAGCCCCCAUUGAGGCUCAAGUGAGAAUGAGGGGAGCUGGGCUAGGAGCAAAAGGUAGUUCUUAUGGUGUCUCCACAGCAGACUCUUACAAAGAUGCAGUACGGAAAGCUAUGUUUGCUCGAUUCACUGAAAUGGAAUAAGCUCUGUCCAUCUUAGAAGCAGAAAAGCAUGAAACAUCUCACCCAAUUUUUCCCCAAACAGACUGUUAAAAACCUUAUGACCUUGGAGGCAUUGCAGUUACUUACUUAACUUACUUCCGGUUUCAGGAUUUCCAUUAAUUCCAGUGUGUAAUGCUUCUCUUUGUGGAUCAUAAAACACAAAGCACCACAGCUUCAUGUUGGAAGAACCAUAACUUAGAUUAAAAGGGGGUGCUGGAUCUUUAUACAUUUUUGUAUAUAGUGUAAAUUUAUGUGUCAUGCUAUUAAAUUUGUGUAGUCUAAAACCCACACCUGUCCUGUGGAGCAGUUGAGGAAGUGUUAAUGUGAUUUUACAUUGUUAUAUCUGCCUACUUUGUACUGUUUCUCAUUUUUGGCAAAACUUUCCUGUAUAUUUUGUAAAAUAUGUCUUUGUAUAGGGUUUUUUUUGGAAGAUUUUGAUUAUAGAUGCCAGUCUAGGCUUCUUUCAAGAAGAAAUAAAGCCUAAACCAAA